GCACAGUGUGGGAGCGAGUCCAGAGAGUCAGGAGGAGGGAGACUGAUAGAGGCUGCGUCGCGCCACCGUCCACCACAGCGUCUCUGCACCCCCAGCGCUGGUCUUGCGUCCGUCCUGCCGGUCUGCCUGUCGUCACCGAGCGGAGGUCUGAUGCUCUGACAGCAUGCUGCUGCUCAUAUCACUGCUGCUGAUGGGACUGGACUGCUUGCUGGCUGCCCCGGCAGGUAGAGAGGUCUACAGGAUGCCCCAGAGCUCACUGAAAGCUCUGUCUGAUCGUGGCACCGUGGUCCUGGAAGCUGCCAUGACCAGCGCCCUGUCCUCUCUUGAGCGUGCGUCUUCAGAGCGAAGCCGGGCUGAAGCUGGCUGCAGAGGGUGUGUUCCCUGCCUGUUUCAGAACUGUGGACAGCUGUCGGGCUCCUGCUCCUCUCCGUCGUCGGCCCAGGCGGAGCCCGGCUGCGACGUCAUCUCGAAGGCUCAGAAGCUUGAAGGCGAGGCGGAGCGGAGCUGGGCUCUGAGUCAGGCCUGCGCCUUCUACCAGCACCGCUGCCCAGCAGGUGAGCUGGACACGGAGAGCUGCAUCAGGAUCAUGGGGGAGAGCUGCAGCGCUCGGGUCCUCCAGUGCAGCCUGCUCAGCACAAUGCAGAACCUGGAGCCCACCAUGCAGACACACACCCAGGCUGUGUGUGGUCAGAGGUCAUCCACGGUGCCGAACAUCACGCAGCCUCGCUCCAGGAUCGUGGGGGGCUCUCCCGCCGCUCCGGGCAGCUGGCCCUGGCUGGUCAACCUGCAGCUGGACGGGGCCAUGAUGUGUGGAGGCGUCCUGGUGGACAGCUCAUGGGUGGUCACUGCUGCACACUGUUUUCGAAGCAGCCGUGAUGAAAGUUCCUGGACUGCCGUUGUGGGCGAGUUCGACAUCACGAAGACUGACCCUGAUGAGCAGGUUCUCAAAGUGAACCGCAUCAUUUCCCACCCUAAGUUCAAUCCAAAGACACUGAACAACGACAUUGCGCUGGUGGAGCUGACGAACCCCGUGGUGAUGUCCGAACACGUCACCCCGGUGUGCCUCCCCUCCGGCUCCGAGCCCCCCGCCGGGAGCCCCUGCCUGGUGGCAGGCUGGGGGUCCCUCUACGAGGAAGGCCCAUUUGCUGACGCUGUGAUGGAGGCCAAGGUGCCUCUGUUAUCUCAGAGCACCUGUAAGAGCAUCUUCGGUAAAGAACUGGUUGUCAACACCAUGUUUUGUGCUGGAUAUCUCUCUGGGGGCAUUGACUCCUGUCAGGGAGACUCUGGCGGACCUCUGCUGUACCAGGACCGGGUUUCUGGCCGGUUCCAGCUCUACGGCAUCAUCUCGUGGGGAAACGGCUGUGGGGAGAAAGGAAAGCCCGGGGUCUACACACGAGUGUCCACUUUCUCCGACUGGAUUCAGGCCGAGAUACAAAAGUCGUUUGGAAGCCGGGAGCCAACAUGUCCGGAGCUGCUGAAGACCACCGAGAUGACAGAGGAGGACCAGAAGUCCGAGUUCAGUUCUCUGUGCCGCUUCUACACCCUGACCUGUCCUCCGACCCAGUCCUCCAGCGCCUGCAGGCUCAUGGCCGAGGAGAAAUGCCUCACCCGCUUCAAGAAAUGUCAGUUGCACUCGUUCCUGCAGACCCUGCUGGAUUUGCUCCAGAGGGCCGAAGACUACAUCAGGGACAAGGUGGACCUGACCUUCUUCACCCAGACUCUGCCUCAGCUGGUGGAGCACAUCUACAGUACAGCUUUCGCUCACAGCAGAGAGCGGCGGGACGUGGGCCUGAGUCAGCGUCUCACGCAGAUUAAAGAGCAGCUAGGCGGCGCUGUGGAGGCUUCUCCAGCUCUCCCCACCCUAUUCAGAGACGUGGGAGCCUCAGUGGAUGACUGGGAAAAAUACCUGAAGAAUAUUUCUGAUGAGAUGGAAAAGCAGCCCACAGAUGUCUCCUCCACACCAAAAACACAGGAGGACAACAUUUUCUUACAGGCACAAGACUCGUCUGUAGAGCAGCUGGAGGCAGAAUAUCGAUCUGUUAUCUCAGCUCUGCUUUCCAAGCUGGACUCCAGAGCUGCUCCUCCGAUCCUGCACUUGGAGCCCGUCUACCUCCAGGAGGACACUUCCAUCAGUCCAGGUCUUUCCGGCGGCCCAGCAGGCCAUGGCGAGCCGUCCCCGUCAUCGCAGCGGUCCAGGGAGCCCUGGUCUCUCCUCACAGCCCUGAUCAGUGAACUCCACACACUCAGGAUGGAGGAGGAGCCCAGUCCAGGAGCAGCUCCACAGACUGACCCCACAUCCAGCCUGGACGCUCCUCCUGAUGAAACGUGGAGCGACACAUCCAAGGAUUUUACCUUCAUUGAGGAAGGAGGCGGAACGGAGUCCAGAUCUUCACAAUUACCGCUGACAGUACAGUCGACUGCAGAGAGCGUUCACACAGAGACGGUCGAUCCGCAACAUGCUGAGAAACACAGAAGAUACAGGAGCCUUCUGCACAAGCGGCAGAUCCCUGCGGGGAAAAUUUGUCCUGGAGUGAAAGAGUCUUCACAGCAAGUCAGCCAGGUCAGAGACUCGUACAGCUGGAUCCUCAACGUCCCCAGUAGAAACCUGCAGAUGACUUUCCAAGAGGUUUUAGUUGAUCUGAGCUCCAAGAAUGAGCGGGGGCUGUACCAAGCAAGGGUCCGAGCCGUGGUGGGGGGCCGUCCUUUGACCUUUUACAGCCUGGUGGGCCUGGAGAACGAGUCGUUUUACCGCAGCGUGCCGAGGAUCAUCGCUUUGGCCCUGGAAGCGUUUAAGUCCUAACUGAGGAAGUCAGAACAGAGAUGAUGGCCGAGGGUCUCGUUACAAAGCUCUAAAGAAAUCUGUCUUGACAGAGAAACGCACACUCAAAGACACUACUUCUGCCAUCUCGUCUCAACAGUAUUUACUUUCUUUUUCGGGUUUGAGAGCCUGACGUUGACUGGAAAUGAAGGCAUGAAUGUACCAAUCCAAUCACUGACCAGCAGUCAGGCCACAGACGUUUGUGUGGUUUUCUAACUUAUGAAUCUGUAUAAAAUAAAUUAUUCCUAUGGUCUUUUACAAAGGUUGAGCCUGUUGUGAAGCACAGACUGUGUACAGUUUUCAUGGUUUUCUUGAUAUAUUUAUUUGU
Molecule: messenger RNA, 3146 nt
Organism: Salarias fasciatus (jewelled blenny)
Lineage: Eukaryota; Metazoa; Chordata; Actinopteri; Blenniiformes; Blenniidae
Gene: prss56
Product: serine protease 56
Exons: 14
Coding region: 164-2800 (878 amino acids)
Biological process (GO): proteolysis
Molecular function (GO): serine-type endopeptidase activity
Source: RefSeq, a predicted model, not a curated record